Stereum hirsutum FP-91666 SS1 is the source of this 2097-nucleotide messenger RNA. RefSeq names its product DEAD-domain-containing protein. The transcript is spliced from 9 exons. The coding region runs from base 1 to 2001 and encodes 666 amino acids. The record is from RefSeq and is a predicted model, not a curated record. Gene Ontology annotation, cellular component: nucleolus. NCBI's taxonomy places the organism in Eukaryota, Fungi, Basidiomycota, Agaricomycetes, Russulales, Stereaceae. Gene Ontology annotation, molecular function: ATP binding; nucleic acid binding.
AUGGCGUCCUCCUCGUCUUCAUCGUCGCCGCAAACGUUCGCCGCCUUCUCCCACAUAAUCUCCCCUCUCCUCCUCCGUGCCCUCGCAGACCUUGGCUUCGCCCGUCCCACCCUCGUCCAACAAAAAGCAAUCCCCCUCGCGCUCGAAAACCGUGAUGUCCUCGCCCGCGCACGUACAGGAAGUGGAAAGACCGCAGCGUACUGUAUACCGCUCGUACAAAAGAUCCUGAAUGCUAAAGCUAACCUUGGGGCUGGCGAUGAGGCUAGGCAGGCUACGAGGGCUUUGGUGCUUGUACCUACGAAGGAACUUUCGGAACAGGUUUCGACACAUUUGAAGGGGUUGAUCAAAUAUUGUGAGGGGGAUGUGAUCAUCUCGAAUGUUGCGAGUGGUACAACUACCCAUUUACAGAAAUCAUUACUUGCUGAGAAGCCUGAUGUCGUGGUUGGAACACCAUCGAAAUUGCUGGCCCUUCUUCAGGCCAAGUCUCUACAACUCGGAGCUCUGGAGUCACUCGUCAUUGACGAGGCAGACCUCAUAUUCUCCUACGGCCAUGAUGAAGACGUCCGUCAAAUCCUCAGCAACGGCUAUCUGCCCAAAGUCUUCCAGAGCUUCCUGAUGAGUGCUACCAUGACCGAGGACGUCGAGACGUUGAAGGGAUUGGUUCUUCGGAGUCCAGCGAUUCUGAGGUUGGAAGAAGACGAAGAUGAGGCGGCGAAUUUGAGCCAGUACUCCGUCAAGUGCUCGGAAGUCGACAAGUUCCUGCUCGUCUAUGUUAUCCUCAAGCUGAAGCUCAUCAAAGGCAAAUGUAUCAUCUUUGUCAACGAUGUCGACAGGUCUUACCGCCUGAAGCUCUUCCUCGAGCAAUUCUCAAUCAAGAGCUGUGUUUUGAACUCGGAGUUACCCCUUAACUCAAGAUACCAUGUUGUUCAGGAAUUCAACAAGGGUGUGUAUGAUUACAUUAUCGCAACAGAUGAGAGCGGCAAGGGAGAGCUGGACGAGGACGAUCGAGAAGUCGAGGAAGUAGACGAGGAAGCAGAAGAAUUCCUCGCCACGCAACGCGAUCCAGCCACCCAAGACCAAGAAGGCGAUUCCAUACCCACCGAUCCCUCUCCAACCUCCAAAAAACGCAAAGCGCCCGCCUCCCCCCCUCCCCCCUCGAAAAAGACGAAACUCUCUUCUUCUUCAGAAACCACCUCUACCUCCCAACCCUCCAAAAAGUCCAAAUCGAAACACCCCAAAAAGCGGAAAGACUCCGAAUACGGCGUCACCCGCGGCAUCGACUUCAUCGACGUCGCCUGCGUUCUCAACUUCGACCUCCCACCCUCCUCGCGCUCCUACACGCACCGCGUCGGCCGCACAGCCCGUGCCGGCCGUUCUGGCAUGUCCCUCUCCUUCAUCGUCCCCGAGAGCGAAUUCGGGAAGAAUAAGGUCGUGGGCGGGGUGGCGGGGACUGAGCGGGACGAGGUGGUGUGGGAGAGGAUAGAGAGGGAGCAGGGGGCGCGGGGGUCGAAGGUGAGGGAGUAUAAGUUCGAUAUGAAGCAGGUGGAGGCGUUUAGGUAUAGGAUGGAGGAUGCGCUUAGGGCGGUUACGAGGAGUGCGAUUAGGGAGGCGAGGGUGAAGGAGUUGAAGCAGGAGAUUUUGAACUCGGAUAAGUUGAAGGCCCAUUUCGAGGAUAAUCCUCUGGAUCUCGAGUUCCUCCGCCACGACAAACCGCUCCACCCUACCCGCGUCCAAUCACACAUGAAACACGUCCCGAAGUACCUCCUCCCCCGCGUCGCGGUCGUACCCGCAUCCGCGACCGCUGGCGACGUCGCAGCCGUACCCGCCACAGCGCCGGCACAAGGUGGCGAAGGUGAGGCUGGUUUCGUGCCGUUUACGAAGGGCGGUGCUAGGGGGAGGGGACGGGGAAGGGGAAGGGGUGGGAGAGGCGGACGAGGUGGUGGUGGUGGUGCGGGGAGAGGAGGGAAGAAGAAGAGCGAUCCGUUGAAGAAGUUUCGGUAGUUGAUUGAUAUGUGCGUGCUGAAUUUCGUGGGACUGGCAGUAGUAGGAGCUCAUACUAGUGGAUGUGGCCCAGUAUGACUGUGAUCUUUCAAAUUA